ACCAUCAUUGCGUUAUAUAGAACUACCAAUCGAAUUGAUUACCCAUACAGUACUUCAAGAAUUGGCUUAUAAAUGUACUUCUCUUACUCACAUGUUACUUGAUUUUUCAACUGCUAUGCAACUUCAUGACUUUAGUGAUUUACAAACAUUUCCCAGCAGGCUGCGGACAAUGUGUAUUUGCUUAUCAGAAGUUAUUUUUAUGGAAGGUUUUAUGCGAAAAAUUUACAACUUCAUCAAUGGACUAGAAGUUUUACAUCUUAUAGGUACAUAUGAAAAAGUUGCAGAAGAAGAAGAAGAAAUCUACGAAGUAAUUAACAUUCAUAAAUUAAAAAGUGCAGUUCCAAAUCUUCGAGUUGUCAAUCUUUAUGGCAUUAUCUUCGUGGAUGACAGUCAUGUAGAAGCCCUUAGUAGUAACUGUAUACAGUUGGAAUGUCUUGCAAUUAAUUUUUGCCAUAAAUUCACCGGAUCAACUUUAAAAUUACUUCUCCAACGAUGCAAAAAGCUAAAAUGUCUCUUGAUGCAACAAACAUGUGAGUAAAAUGAAAGAAAGUAAUUACUUAAUUUUUUAACAGAAAAAAUUUUAGAAUCUGUGUUUCAUUUGCUUACUGUUAUCUACACUCUAUAACAAAAAAAUCGACGCACCAAGAAGGAGUUGUC
This is a messenger RNA of Parasteatoda tepidariorum (common house spider), 657 nucleotides long. It is a transcript of the gene FipoQ, whose product is annotated as F-box/LRR-repeat protein FipoQ. The record is from RefSeq and is a predicted model, not a curated record. Lineage: Eukaryota; Metazoa; Arthropoda; Arachnida; Araneae; Theridiidae. Gene Ontology annotation, biological process: positive regulation of protein ubiquitination. Gene Ontology annotation, molecular function: protein binding.